AAGGCUACAAAUUACAAUACAGUAAUAAUACAGCACACAAUAGUAUACAAACCGCAAGGCUUAAAUUCCGAAAUUUCCAGCUCAAAACAUCCAUCAUCGACAUCUCCUGACAAGAUAAAAUCAAAUGAUUCAUUAUCUUGUUCCCAAAAUAAAGAUGCAGAGAUUAUUGGGAGCCGGAAAAUCUGUAGCAGCAGCAGCUGCGGGAGCUUUUACGAGGAAGCACCGUGCUCUCUCUUCAUCUUCUAUGCUCUUCGAUGAUACUCAGAUUCAGUUUAAGGAAAGCGUUGCACAGUUUGCUCAAGAAAAUAUAGCACCUCAUGCAUCAAAAAUUGAUAAAGCAAAUUCUUUUCCGAAGGAGGUCAACUUAUGGAAACUAAUGGGAGAUUUUAAUCUUCUUGGAAUAACUGCUCCAGAGGAUUAUGGGGGACUUGGUCUUGGUUAUUUGUAUCAUUGCAUAGCAAUGGAAGAAAUUAGCCGAGCUUCUGGAUCGGUGGGCCUUUCCUUUGGUGCACAUACCAAUCUGUGCAUUAAUCAGUUGGUGAGGAAUGGAAACGCUACACAGAAGCAAAAAUACUUGCCUAAGCUUAUCAGCGGAGAGCAUGUGGGAGCACUUGCAAUGAGUGAACCUAAUGCUGGUUCGGAUGUUGUUAGCAUGAAAUGCAAGGCUGAUAGUGUUGAUGGGGGUUAUAUUUUGAAUGGAAACAAGAUGUGGUGCACGAAUGGCCCAACUGCUCAGACACUGGUUGUAUAUGCAAAAACGGAUAUUGCUGCCAAGUCAAAAGGAAUUACAGCAUUCAUUAUCGAGAAGGGAAUGCCUGGAUUUAGUACUGCACAGAAGUUGGACAAACUUGGGAUGCGAGGCAGUGACACAUGCGAGCUUGUGUUCGAGAAUUGUUUUGUCCCUAGAGAAAAUAUUCUUGGGCAGGAAGGAAAAGGAGUUUAUGUUAUGAUGUCUGGGCUGGAUUUGGAGAGGCUUGUUCUGGCUGCUGGACCAGUGGGCCUCAUGCAGGCAUGCCUUGAUAUUGUUAUUCCGUAUGUUCGGCAGAGAGAACAGUUUGGCAGCCCGAUUGGACAGUUCCAGUUUAUACAGGGGAAAGUUGCUGACAUGUAUACUUCCUUACAAUCUUCAAGAUCGUAUGUUUACUCAGUCGCAAGGGACUGUGACAAUGGAAGAGCGGAUCCAAAGGAUUGUGCUGGUGUAAUACUCACAGCAGCUGAGAGAGCCACCCAAGUCGCAUUGCAGGCUAUUCAGUGUUUAGGUGGCAAUGGAUAUGUAAACGAGUAUGAUACUGGGCGUCUUCUUCGCGACGCCAAAUUAUACGAAAUUGGAGCAGGAACUAGCGAGAUUAGAAGAAUGAUUAUUGGCCGGGAGCUGUUUAAGGAAAGCUGAUAAAGAAAAAUUACAGGAAGAACUACUUGAAGUUGCAUGUUUCACUUCUUUGUGGUUUACAAACUGUUUUACUCUCACAAUUUAAAUGUAAAAGUUUCUCUGGACCCUAACAAAAGGGGGUGUUGGCCCUCUCGGUCACUAUUUCAAUAAAUAAUGCCCCAAAUAGCAUGUUCUGAAAAAAUGGCCUCAAAUAUAACUUCAAAACGUUA
Messenger RNA from Daucus carota subsp. sativus, 1599 nucleotides. RefSeq names its product isovaleryl-CoA dehydrogenase, mitochondrial-like. NCBI's taxonomy places the organism in Eukaryota, Viridiplantae, Streptophyta, Magnoliopsida, Apiales, Apiaceae. The transcript has 15 exons. The coding region runs from base 125 to 1390 and encodes 421 amino acids. Gene Ontology annotation, cellular component: mitochondrion. Gene Ontology annotation, molecular function: flavin adenine dinucleotide binding; 3-methylbutanoyl-CoA dehydrogenase activity. The record is from RefSeq and is a predicted model, not a curated record. Gene Ontology annotation, biological process: L-leucine catabolic process.